AUGACCUGGGUGGAAUCAUGUGCUGAUGCCCUCUACGACACUGCCCCAACACCAUCUCCUUCCUCUAGCCCUCUACAUUCAACUGGAGUGUUUUUGCACAAUGUUGUUUGGUGUGGUUGUCCUGGGUCUAAGCAUCAGCAGCAUCUGCAGUUGCUGAAGGCCAGGUUAUUUCCUGCAAGCAUCACCCGACCUCGAACUGCCUUCACUUUUGAAGUCUUAGAUCAUUUUCUAAUUGAUGCACUGGAGUGCAAGACUUCGGCAUCAAGCUUCUUUGAGAAAAUUCGCCGUAUGACCAAUCACUCAUUCCCGGGUACUGUUCCUAAUCGAUAUCGAGAACUCAUGAGGGUGUCACGUUUAUGGAGAGACUUGAUGAGCCGAAAAUUCUUUGGAUUUGGCCAUGACACUAGGGAGAAACCUGGCAAGGGUGAUCUGGCUUGGUUUUGCCCUUCAUGUCCUCAGCCUGGCAUCAACAUACCUGAUAACUGGCAAGACAAUUGGCUCAUUUCGCAAAGAUUUGUUGUGGAUGGAAACUUUACCGCUCAACAUAUGACUAUGAAAAAGCCACAGUUAGACAUCAGUCUUUCAGAUGGUCUUGGUUAUAUGGUGAAAGAUAGAGAAUAUCAGACUCAUCUCUCAUUGGCUGUCGAAAGUAAGGAGCGCUCUUCUUGUAGCAAUCAUCGAGCAAUCAACACCGCCAAUAUCAGCAGGAGUAAUCUUCGAGUAACAGGGGUAGGAGCAACUGCCUGUGCUCGACAUGGAUGCUUUGUUCCACACAGCAUAGUUGAUUUCCAGAAGGGCGAAAGGUCUGUACAUCCUCCUAAAUAG
This is a messenger RNA of Suillus paluster, 825 nucleotides long. RefSeq lists its product as uncharacterized. The transcript is spliced from 5 exons. The record is from RefSeq and is a predicted model, not a curated record. The coding region runs from base 1 to 825 and encodes 274 amino acids. NCBI's taxonomy places the organism in Eukaryota, Fungi, Basidiomycota, Agaricomycetes, Boletales, Suillaceae.